UGUACCUGUGUUAUUGAAAGGUGAUCCAAAAUGAAGGGAUUCAUUGAUUAAUUGGUUGGUUUUUGAGGGUGAUGCACCUGCCUCGACCAGCAGACUCCUCCCACUCAGCUUUGGGUCCACUCCCACUCAGGGCUUCAGUCAGUCACACAUGUGACUUUGCAGAAAGAAGAGUGAUGAAUGUUCUCAGUUCACUCCGAUCGUGAUCACAUCUGUUUUUGACCGAUCCAGGACCGGAAACGUGGCUGAGUUUUCUGCAGGGACGCGCGUGUUCACCUUCCCGGUGACUGACACAUGUCUGGUGCUGGGCUUCUGGGAAAGGGGCUGUGUUGGUUUUACUGGGGGUGAGUCAUUCAGCAGCAUCCCGGGUCCGUCCCGUCCAGCGCUCCAGCCAGACGCGUCAGUCGGGAUGUGGAGGAGAAGUUGCGUCCGGCGCGCGCCUCCUCUGCGCGCGAGAUCCUAAAAAAGAAGAGCGACUCCUCCACUUCAAAAAUGAAAAGCCAAAGUAAAAGCGCCUCAGCGGAUCCCCACAAAGUGGAAACGGGAACUCCCGCGCCGCGUUGGGGCUGAGCGCGCGCUCAGCCAGCACCCGCGAGCAUGUCUGCGGAUCUCUCCUCCCCGCUGGCUGUCUACAUCGGAAUGGAGGUGCUGAUCGCGGUCUCCUCGGUCAUCGGGAACGUGAUGGUGGUCUGGGCGGUGCGCAUCAACCGCGUCCUGCGGGACACCACCUUCUGCUUCAUCGUGUCCCUGGCCUUGGCCGACAUUGCAGUGGGGGCUCUGGUCAUCCCCCUCGCCAUCACCAUCAGCAUCGGGCUGCAGACGCACUUCUACAGCUGUCUGCUGGUCGCCUGCACGGUGCUGGUCCUCACGCAGAGCUCCAUCCUGGCGCUGCUGGCCAUCGCCUUUGACCGCUACCUGAGAGUCAAAAUCCCAAUGAGCUACAAGCGAGUGGUGACCCCUCGGCGAGCUGGCACAGCCGUGCUGUUGAGCUGGCUGGUGUCCAUCGUAGUGGGCCUCACGCCCAUGUUGGGCUGGAACAACCUGCAGCAACUCAACCGUUCUUCCGUAACGGAGGAUCUGCUGGUGAUCUGUAAGUUCGAGACGGUCAUCAGCAUGGACUACAUGGUCUACUUCAACUUCUUCGGCUGGGUGCUGCCCCCUCUGCUGCUCAUGCUGGCCAUCUAUGUCGAGAUUUUCUACAUGAUCCACAAGCAGCUCAACAAAAAGGUUUCUGCCAGCCACACGGAUCCCAGGCGUUAUUUUGGGAAGGAACUUAAAUUAGCCAAGUCUCUGGCGCUGGUUCUUUUCCUCUUUGCAGUCAGCUGGCUUCCGCUUCACAUCAUCAACUGCAUCACCCUCUUCUGCCCUAAAUGUGACAAGCCGGAAUACCUCAUUUACAUUGCCAUCCUUCUCACCCAUGGCAACUCCGCCGUCAACCCCAUCGUUUAUGCUUUCCGCAUCAAAAAGUUCCGCACGGCGUUCCAGAAAAUCUGGAAACAGUACGUGCUUUGUCGGGAUCCAGUCGGUCGUCUUCCUCAAAAGGGGAGUCAGAGAGUACGGAGUAAUGAGACGAGACUCGAGCAGAAUGACGAUGACGACAACGAUGUGUGACCUUUGGUGACUAAUUGAGUUAAGCUGCGACCGGGUUUAAUGUAUCUCACAACGAGGAGCAGCUCCCGGUUCUGCUUUCAUGCUGAAGAGAUGGUUGUCCAGAAAGGUGCAAAUGUCACCGCGGAGCAUCCGAGACACGCCACCCAGCACGCAACAAGAAACCAGCGCUACAAACGAGGCGCGGGAUCCCGUCAGGCCAAGAUGUAAUUAAGACAGAUUUCUCUGACACUGGUUGACGGAACAAUCUCUCAUGGGAGAAUGGGAGUUUCAUCUGGGUCAACAGCAACCUGCUGAACUUGAAGUUUAUUUUUAGCACACGUGGUGCAAAAGUGACAGCAAAGUUGGAGCCUUUUUCAUGUCAGUGUAUUCUUUUACACCACGUGCUGCACUGAUAUGAUUCAAUCUGUGGCCUUAAGGGCAGGAAAUGUAAUCGAGAGAAAUCAAGGCUAAGUGCUGAACAACAAACACUGGGUUUCGCGAGCGACCCAGUGCUUUACGGUCCGGGAUAUUUGAUGCACUCCUAAUGCACAGAGGAAGCAAAUCUUGAGGUUGUGUAGGUCUGGUUUACCUUUAAUGUAUCCAAGUCUGUUUAAUUCGAAUGAACCAAUAUCUCUUGUGAAAUCUACAGAUACUCUAGGUUUGUAGGUUUACUUACUUAACCCUUGUGCUAUCCUAGGUAUGUUUACAUUAAAAGUGAGGUCAUCUGGACCCUACAAGACACUGAGCUUCAAGGAUUUUUUAUCUUCACUGGUGUCCAUGGCAGACCUAAAAUCCUGUCCACCUUUGUCAUGGGAGGAUCACACAUCGAAAGAAGGAUGGGGUCAGCUGGACCCCAUAAGGGUGAAAAAGAAAUGACAGUCUGUCAUCCUAAUGGUAGGUUCAUUUGAACAGUGAGAGAUAGAAAAUCACAAACAAAAACACACAUUUUAUUGAGGGAGAAAAUGUAUUUGACCCCUAGAAACCAUUAAGAGUUCUGGUUCAUACACACCAGUUGUGCUGCAUUCAUACCUGAUGUGAUUCAUGCGUCAAAUUUGCAUCUGCAUCCUCUCUUUUCACUCUCAUCAAAUUUACUGAUCGACUACUAUUACUUGACGUCUGGUAUUAAUUUGUUGCCACAUCAUGGAAAACAUGCAUGAUGUUGAGCGAGUAGCUGGGGUUCAUAUGUUUUGGAGAGUUCUACAGAGGUGCCGGAAAGCACAUCGCCGUGUCUGGGGUCAUCAGAUCUUUAAGUAUCUCUCCCGGUGCAGUGUACUUCGGUGUACUUGUAGCUACAGCUGUGCCUGAUGGACGUUUUAAACGAUACUUCCAUCCCCAGAUUGAGCAUUAACCCGAGAGGGGAAAAUUAAAAAUUGGAGGAUCUUUUUAACUAUUGGCUAGAUGAAAAUAAGAAAAACAUCAUAAGCCCAUGGAACUAGAGCGAACACCUGUGAUGGCUCUCAGUCUGCCGGGUAGCCAACCACCGGCGGGCCAUCAUAGCUAGCUCCCCUUCCCUGGUAUCAGCAGGCUGGGCGGCAGACCUUGGUAGAUCGCUAUGCUGUCCACCAGGAGGCUGGCUAGUCAACCGGGCUCGAUCGCUCUAGCUCCACUGGCUCUGGCGAUCAGUCCAGGGUGUAUCCCGCCUUCGCCCAACAGUAAACAGGACAGACUCUGCUGCCCCAACAGGUUAAGAAAAUUGAUGGAAAAUCCACCCAUUGAGCAGCCAUGUUGGAUUUAUUUUAUUGCCCUUUGAUUGAGACACUGAAAAUGUCGCAUACCCAAACCCAGCCAGCAAAGCCAAGUGGGCCCCAUGUAGUUAAAAAGCAGGCAGAAAAUAUGGACCCCAAUUGGGUUUGUCCAAAGGUUCUGUGAUGGCCCCACCUGUGUUUGAACACAUUGGCUCUGCUGCCCAGUGGCCAGUAGUCUGGGGGGGCAACCCUUCUAGCUCUGGCAGACCCUGGGUGGCAGAAUUAGCUAUGCUGUCCACCACCCAGCCCACUGAGGGCCCACUUAAGCCAAUAUAGGCAAACAUAAGUGGGGCCACCACGGAAACUGCGGAGAAACCUAAUUGGGGCCCACAUUUUCUGCCCAUUUUUAAACCUUAUGGGGCCUACUUUGCUUUGCUGGCUGGGGAGCUGAACCCUGAUAGCUGUGCUGCGCUCCACGCCCAAAUCGCUCUUCAAGACCUCAAAUAACAUCUGUACAAUGACUUAACAUUGAAACUUGACAAUCCUGCAGCACAAAUCGCAUCUGGUGUGAAUGUAGCCAUUGACUCUCCUAAUCAACCUAAAUUGAAGAGAAUAGUUUUAAUUAAUCACUUGUAGAAGAAAAGACACCCGUCCACAGAAUCAGUCAAUCAGAUUUCAAACUCUCUAAUGUGAGAAAGACUAAAGAGCUUCCAGUGGAUUUAAGGGAGAAGAUUGUCGACCGAAAUGGACAACCAAACAAUCAGCAAGAAGCUGGGGGUUCAGGGGACAACUGUUGGUGCCAAAAUACAAGAACGUGAACAUCAAUCCACCGGUACGUCUGGGGCUCUCACCUGAAUGGGUUUUCAGGAUCAUGAGAACAGUGAGAAAUCGGCCUAAGACAACACAGCAGAAGUUAGUGAAGAUCUCAAAGCAGCUGGAGCCAUAGUCACCAAGAAAACCAUUGACAAUACUUUACACAAAGUACUCCUGCUCCAGAGGGCCGACAAACCCCUUCAUGAUUUAGAAAGCGAUUGGAAGAAGGUGCUGUCUUAAGAACAGACCAACAUGGAGCUCUUUGGUGUCACAAACGGGCAGAGUCCACAAAGCUAAAUCAGAGUCAGACAUUCAGAGGUCAAUCACAAGCAUGGGAUAAUCCAAGAAGAGAGUAGAGAUGUCAGAGUUCAGGCAAGGGUCAGGGCAGGCAGCAGGCAAUCAGAGAAUAAGCAGGAUCAGAAACAGAAGAUCAGGUCCAGAUAGAAAUGCUCAGUAAUGCAGGCAGAGUGGCACAAAACAAUACUUCGCACAGAGCAAGGCUUAAGUAAGACGUGGGUGACAGAACUCUGACUCCUGACAUUUGACAUCAACUCAACCAUUCAUUUUUGGAGGAUGAGAAAUGCAACUUAUGACCCCAAAAACACCAUCCCCACAGUGCAGCGUGCACAGUGUGUGGAUUGGAGGUUAGGUGGAGCAAUGUAUCAUCUAACGACAGCCUUGUUCCCUCCACUGGAGAGUUUAAAAUGGGGGUGGAUGAGUCUUCCAACAGGAUCAUGACAAAAAACAUACAGUCCAGACAACCAACAAAUGGUUGAAGAAGGAGCAGAUCAAGGUCAUGGAGAGGCCCAGCCAGACUCCAGACCUCAAACUUAUAGAAAAGCUAUGGUGAGAGCUGAAGCUCAGAGUCGCCAAGUGAUAUCCACCAAAUAUUAGUGAUGUACAAGUUAUUUGCAAAGAGUAGGUGACUGAAAUUCCUCCUGAUAUGUACAGAAAUCUGCUCACCAACUGCGAGAAUCGUCUGACCUCCAAUAAGGGUUUUGCCAUAAAGUAUUAAGUCUUUUGUCUCAUUUCUCUCGAUGUACUGGUAAAACAAAAAUGUAUACCAAUUCUUUAAAAGUGGAUUUAUUAAUUUUCUAUUUCUCACUGUUCAAAAGAACCGACCAUUAGGAUGAGACUGUCCAUUUCUUAACUCUUGUCCUAUCUUAGGUAUCUUAACCUUGGGAGAGGGGUCAUCUGGACCCCACAAGACAGUGUGCUGAACAUUUUUUUCCAAUGAUUUUUGAUUUUCCCUGGUGUCCGCAGCAGACAUAAAAUCCUGUCCACCUUCAUGCCUAUUUGUCAUCCAUCAUUGUAAGGCUUGGGUCAUCUGGACCCCAUAAGAUAGCACAGGGUUAUGAGGGCAAACCUGCAAAAUCAGGACGAAAAUACACAUUUCCUCCACUGUAUAUAAAUGACUUGAUGUUUGAUCUUGACUGCAGGUGUUGAAAGAAAGUAAGGCAGCAAAUCUGUGUUUUUGAAUGUAAAGAGCUGUAGUUACUCAACUCUUUUUGUCGUUAUCAUUUCGUCCUAACAAUAUUACUCCAAUGAACACGUCAGCGACUUCUUACACAUUUAACUCCUAAUCAAUAGUGAGAUUUAGUUGUGUAAUGUCAUGAAGCGUUGUGGUGCUCUCACAGGGUCAGCAUAAACUUUGUGCAGAAUUUUCUAAAUGAAGCAUUUUUUGAUGAAAUGUGUGGAAGUUGAAAGAAAAUUGCCAACAAUUUGCAGGUGGAGAACAUAAUGGAUGUAUGUAAAUGUUAUGGAGGGAUUCUUUAGGAGUUUUGCUCAGCUCCACAGAGCACUCUGAUGUUUGAAUGAGCAGACGUGUUGGUCCCUGUGCUGAGCAGGAGCUUACUUUAUCAUGCACUGAGUGCAUUCAAGAACAAUGGCAUUCAAGUCAUUUUUUUAACCACAAGUUUUUCUCUUUAAAGUUCUGCUGAAGUUGUUUGUAGAGAUGUUGCAUUUUUGUUUUUGCACAUAAGUUCAUUAAUAUUUUAUGUUUGUCAGAAGGCUAAAAGCUGUGUGUAAAUAACUAACCAAGUUACUGUAUAAAUCCUAAAAGUCUGGGAGAAUGUUUCUAAAGUUUACAACUCUCAAGAGACCAGUUUUGUGCUUCAUUUCAUUUUCUGCACUUUUAUUCUGUGAUUUUCAAUACCCUGACUAGAAAAUGUAACCAUUUUAAUAAAAUGCUCAUAAGCUUGUGA
Molecule: messenger RNA, 6289 nt
Organism: Oryzias melastigma (Indian medaka)
Lineage: Eukaryota; Metazoa; Chordata; Actinopteri; Beloniformes; Adrianichthyidae
Product: adenosine receptor A1
Exons: 3
Coding region: 595-1608 (337 amino acids)
Biological process (GO): G protein-coupled adenosine receptor signaling pathway
Cellular component (GO): dendrite; membrane; synapse
Molecular function (GO): G protein-coupled adenosine receptor activity
Source: RefSeq, a predicted model, not a curated record